CAUAAGGACGAGGCUGCUCUCGCACUCGAUAAUGCCCCCUCUGCCGGCUUGUCUUUCUGGAUUACUGCAGCCUAUCGACACUCUGGAGCGGAUGCUUGAUACCAAUCAUCAACAAACAUCUUGACAAUAACUCUUCACCAAGAGCCCGAAGAUGUGGAGAACUAAUGGAAAACGCCCGGGAGCGGCUUCGUCUACAAACGGUCCAUGCCACUAUUACUUGAGGACCGGAACCUGUGGCUUUGGCUCAAGAUGCAAAUUCUCUCACGAUACAGGCAACAAGCCCGACCGUCGAGAACAAGGUCAGUGGCAAACUAGCAAUGCGUCACCCGACGACCCACCAGCAAAUGCCAGACGAAUCGAUGGCCGAACCGCCAAUGCCUCAAGCCGAGCGCGUAACCCGGAGCGUGAGCGUCUAUUCCAGUGGAAACGACUUCGACCUCAGCCGAGACAGGUUUCGCUGCUCUGGGACGAUACUACGUCGAACUUCUUCCGCACUGCUCUCAGUCUGGUGGAGCAAGAUGUGAGCCUGGCGCAAGAGGUCGUCAAGGAGAUGGCCGCUGACGGUCGGCUGCCGCUCGUCAGAGAUGUCAUUGAGGGUGUCGCUUCAGCUAAAACGCCUGAGGACGAAUCUCUUCUCUGGGAAUCGCGUAUUUCGCCUCUGUUCCGAGUCUUGCUCCACCCGACUGUUGUAGACUCUGUGGUCCUUGAACAGGAAACGGCUAUGCUCUAUCGGUUGCUCCUGGGAGUCGACGCCACACGCCUGAAGACCCUCUUCAACUUUGUCUUCGAUGUCGUUGAUCGCUGGUACGAGUUGCCUUUCGAAGACACGGGCGUUUCUGCCAUGGAAGCACUUGCUCUAUCCUGUGGCGUCUUGGCCAAGGUCAUCAACACCAGCACCUCGAACAUUGUCAAUGCCCUCUUUCAUCCCAUUGUCGAAGGAAUCAAGCUGCGAUUAGAUGUUUUCGGCAAUAAAGAUAGCGACUUCCAUACCUUGCAAGCAACAAGACAUCUCGAAUAUGUUUGCCGCCGCCUGGGUAUCGGCCAUACUCUGGUUGACGCUGUCCAUAUCUCGGCUUCUUCUGGUGCCAUGGCCGAAUUCACUCUCAGCCAGGACUUGCCUGGAAAACUCUCCAAACGCCGUGAGCGCCACGACAAUGACCACCAGGAUAUUUCGGAUAUCAAGCUCAUGCCUACCCACCAAGAAAUCAUGUCUUCUCGAGACGAAUACCUGCCGGUUGCCAACCCCGCACAGCACCAUUUGCAAGGCCUGCGAGGUUUGCUGGAUCGGCAUUUCCGCCUUCUGCGCGAGGACACACUCCAAGAUUUACGAAGCGCCAUUCGCACAACCGUGGAGUCGAACGUCAAAAUGCGAGAUGUUCGAACACGAGUUGUGGCCUACGACAACGCCUUUGCCGUCGACAUGGCCUUCGACAGAUGGUCAGGCCUUGAAUUCAUUGUCCAAAUUGAUCAACCUCGACCCACAAUAGGUUUAGACAAAUUGCAGCGCGGCACUUGGUGGACAGGAAAGAGACUGAUGGAUGGAGCUCUUGUUUGUAUUGUUGAUGAAGUGGGCGGUAUUUUCUUCUUCCAGGUCUCAAGGUCGACUAUCAGAACUCCCAAAGACGGGAGCCAGCAGGGUCAAGGAGAUGACCAAGAGGAGCAUAAGAACGAGGCCCCGCGCUACAGUCUGCUUGACGAUAAAACCCACGCCUACGUACAUCUACAUCUAGUCGACACAGGAAUCGACGAGAUUAAGAGAUCUCUAAGGUGGUUCAAGACCAUGCAGGUCGUCCGCCAGCAUCGUCGUCUUCUCGAAUUCCCGUCUGUUCUACUGGCUUCUUUCACCCCUCCGUUAAAGGCAUUGCAAAACAUGUCAAAGACCCUGGAUCUUCCUUUUCAAGACCUUCUAACGCUUCGUGCUGGGAGUCGACCAGCGGAUAAUCCUCCCCCGCUCUACUCCAGGCGACCUGGUUUCUCAUUUGAUCUGAGCUGCCUGACGAAUGAUGGCAGGAAACUCUUGUACACUCCCGGCGAUGCGAUCAAUCCAUCGCGUCUAAGCAGGCACUCCAGUCUUGACAAGACUCAAUCCGAGGCCAUUCUUAAUUCACUCGGAAGAUCCUUCGCCCUGAUUCAAGGUCCCCCAGGUACAGGGAAGAGCUAUACCGGAGAAGCGCUCAUCAAAGUCUUGCUUGCCAACAAAUCGAAGGCAAGGUUGGGGCCUAUUAUAUGCGUUUGCUACACCAACCAUGCUUUGGACCAAUUGUUGGAGCAUCUUUUGGAUGGUGGUGUCCAGAAUAUAAUUCGCAUUGGCUCCCGAUCCAAGUCCGACAGGUUGGCUCCUGUGAAUCUGAGAGCGGUGGCUCGAGACAUGACCCGCACGGCUGCCGAAGGUCAGGCUCUUUACAAAUCUGUCGAGACUUUGGACGGCGACACAGACCAGAUUCGCGAUACGCUUUCGAAUUUCAUCUUCAGUAAAGACAACGAAAAGAUACGCCAUCACCUUGCCGAACGCUACCCUGCCCAAUACGAAGAGCUGAUGGGGCCAACCUUGCCGAACUUUGAGGAUGAAGGAGAGGGGUGGCAAACGGUAUCCUACUCACGCGGGAAUGUAUUCAAAAAGUGGCUCGCUGGCGGCUUGUCUACCAAUGCGACGCGCCCACUUCGGCACUUGCGCCACUUGAAGCUAUCCGAGCUCUACCAUCAGGAACGCAUCCUGCUCUACCAAGGAUGGCUUGACGAAGUGCUGAGAGGAGAGAUCGAUUCGCUGUCGAACAUGCACAAGGUUUACCAGGAACACAAAGACAACAACAGCAAAAUUAGAAGCUCCAUUGAUCUGCGUUGUCUUCAAGAAGCGAACAUCAUUGGUGUUACAACCACCGGCCUCGCCACCAAUCUUGAUCUUCUUCGUCGGGUGCACGGCAAGGUUUUUGUGUGCGAGGAAGCGGGUGAAGUUCUGGAAGCCCAUCUUUUGACCGCGCUCUUGCCGACUAUCGAGCACGCCAUUCUGAUCGGGGACCAUCUUCAGUUACGCCCUCAGAUACAAGACUGGAGACUCCAACGGGCAAACCCGGCGGGCGUCAAAUACUCUCUGGAUGUGUCCCUUUUUGAGAGACUUGUUCAACCACUGCCCAACGUCCCGAGGAUCCCGUUCAGUGUCCUCGAUACGCAACGCCGGAUGCACCCAUCGAUUGCGGAACUAGUACGAUCAACACUGUACCCAUCUUUAUCAGACUCUGAGAACGUGCAAGACUACCCCGAGAUCCCUGGCAUGGCUCGGAGGCUCUUUUGGCUUCACCACGAAAGCCCGGAAUCGGGGGGAAAGUCUGAUCAGGACUCUGCUGAGACGUCGUACUCCAACGAUCUCGAGAUUGAGCUUGUCUCGGCGCUUGUGUCCCAUCUGUUAAGGCAGGGUGUGUACAAAUCUGGGGAAAUUGCCGUCUUGACGCCUUAUUUAGGACAACUGAACAAGCUACGACAGAAGCUCAGCUCCGUCAUGCAGAUCGUCAUCAAUGACCGGGAUAUGGAUGAUCUUGCUGAGAUGGAACCUGCUUCUACCUCUCAGGGCAGCCUAAUGAUUGUGAGACAAGCUGCGAAGACAAAUGCUCUGAGCGGUGUUCGAGCCGCAACGGUUGACAACUUUCAAGGCGAGGAGGCCAACGUUGUCAUUAUCUCACUUGUCCGCAGCAAUAACGAUAACAGGUGUGGAUUCCUCAGUACUUCCAACCGCAUCAAUGUUCUGCUAUCUCGGGCUAAGCACGGCAUGUAUAUCAUUGGCAAUUCACAUACCUCGAGCCACGUCCCGAUGUGGGCGCAAGUCACGGAGAUCCUUCAGAACGGCGGCAACUUCGGCAACAGGUUGGAACUACAAUGCCCGCGGCACCCUCAGAAUAAGAGCUUUGUGUCACAGCCUGAGGAUUUCCUUCGAUUUUCUCCCGAUGGUGGGUGCAAACUCCGGUGUGACCGUCGGCUGGCAUGCGGCCACGCCUGUACUGGCCCUUGCCACUCCGAUCACCUUCACAACGCCAUCAAAUGUCUCGAGGACUGUGUCAGGCCAAAAGAAAACUGUGACCACCCUUGCCGCCGACGCUGUGGAGAGCCUUGCGACAAGCUUUGCACAGAGGUGCUGCACGGCGUUGGUCUGAAGCUUCCCUGCGGUCACACUCUUGACACGGUCGCUUGCUGGAAAGCUCAAGACCCAUCUGUGAUCAAGUGUGUCGUGCAAGUCGACAAAGUGGUGCCCGGAUGCGCUCACGCUGUCAAGGUGUCCUGCCACGUAGACGUUACCAGGGAUAGCUAUCUUUGCAGGACCGAGUGUGGCUUUCAGCGGCCUUGCGGCCACGCAUGUAAGUCGCUAUGCUCGGCAUGUCGCAUCAGAAAAGAUGGUAAGGUGGUUGAGGAGGAUCACAAAGCUUGUCGACAGACCUGUGGCAGAUCCUACACAUCCUGCAGCCACUCUUGUCGAGCAGCUUGCCAUGGAGAUGAGCUUUGCCCUCCGUGUUCAUCUCCAUGCCAGAACCAAUGCGUGCACUCAAAGUGCGGCAAGAAAUGCCACGAGCCUUGCCCACCGUGCGCAGAGGAGACGUGCCCAUCCUCAUGCCCACACUCAAAGUGUACUAUGCCUUGCGCCGCUCCUUGUGAUUGGAUUCCCUGCACAAAGCGGUGUGCCGAGGUAUUGAAGUGCGGACAUCAAUGCCCCUCCGUCUGCGGUGAACGUUGUCCAGCCGAGAGGUAUUGCCAGACAUGUGCCGCAGAUGACAUUAAGAACAGGGUGGUCGAUCUUAUCCUCAUGGAUGACUACCGUUCAGUGGACCUGGACGAGGAACCCUGCAUCUUCCCAGACUGCGGCCAUUUCUACACUUACACGACCAUGGACGGACAGAUGGGUCUCCGGGAUCUUUACGAUGCCUCGCCUGAAGGAGUGCCGACGGCCGUCAAAUCUGGCUCCCAUCCAUUCUCGGUAACUAACAUCAAGGUGUGCCCCGACUGCCGAGGGUCUCUUAGAAACAUCUCCCGAUAUGGAAGAAUCGUUCGACGUGGUCUUCUUGAUGAGUCGACGAGAAAGUUCAUCAGCUGGGCUCAUAGUGUCAAGCAAAAGUUGACAGACGCGUUCUUUGCUGCACAAGACAACCUGCAGAAGAUGGAGAAGAAUAAAUUCAGCUUUCCUACAACGCAGCUGGGGUUUCCCAUGGCCCAGUCGACAUUUGCUCUCAGAGGGUCUCGGCAGCAACAAAUGACCCAUCUCUUCAAGCUCACGGGAAAUACCAGGCACGCGGUACUCAAGACGCUCCGACAUCAGAUCGCCGAUUUCCUCGGGUCAGUGAGGAAAGAAGAGCAGCCGUAUCAGCGCGUGGCACACCUGGUAUGGCACGUCAACAAGCGGCGACAAACCAGCGACUACUCGUUUGACGAGUCGGCAAUCCAAAUGGGUGGAUACCUGGACGCCAUGACGCUCUCGCUACGGUGUGAUCUCCUCCUGGUCUCUGACUACAUCAGUCUGUGCUGCAAUACGACCGACAACGACAGCGACGGUGCCAAAUCCGCCAGCAUUGAUCCCAUGCCAUACAUCAAGGACUGCAAGCAACUGAUUGAGAAUGCGCGAAUGAGAAACUAUUCCCGGCUGGAAGUCGAAGGCCACAUCUGCCUCGCGAUGUUCUGUUACUUUGCACCGCCCGACGAGGCUGAGCCGACGACUGACGCACCAGAGGCACCUGAAGCAGAAAAUUCAUCCACGAAAGCAAGCAUGAUCAAGCUCGGCGACGGCCACCUCCUAGAAGCUGAGAAGAUCAUCAAAGCAAAUCCGUCCGCAGCGACGCUGGCCUUUGAAGUCGAGACAGCGAGGCGCAUGCUCCACGACGGCGUCUUCUACAGCGAAGUCUCUACCGACGAGAUGCGAGCUGUCUACGCGGCCAUGAGCAAGGAGUUUUCGGGGACAGGCCACUGGUACACAUGCCGCAAUGGACACCCCUUCACAAUUGGCGAAUGUGGUAUGGCGAUGCAACAGACGGUCUGCCCAGAAUGCAACGCUCCGGUCGGCGGCCGGAAUCACUCUUCGGCCGAAGGCGUGAGACAUGCGGCAGAGAUUGAUGCACUUGCGCGCGGAAUCGAUAGAAUGGGACUUUGAAGUAGAGUAGAUUGAAGAGAAAAUGUCUUAUCUGAAGGCUUCCAGC
Messenger RNA from Colletotrichum acutatum, 6167 nucleotides. RefSeq lists its product as uncharacterized. Gene Ontology annotation, molecular function: helicase activity; zinc ion binding. The transcript is spliced from 4 exons. The record is from RefSeq and is a predicted model, not a curated record. Gene Ontology annotation, cellular component: nuclear RNA-directed RNA polymerase complex; nucleus. Bases 152 to 6121 code for a protein of 1989 amino acids. NCBI's taxonomy places the organism in Eukaryota, Fungi, Ascomycota, Sordariomycetes, Glomerellales, Glomerellaceae. Gene Ontology annotation, biological process: regulatory ncRNA-mediated heterochromatin formation.